This is a messenger RNA of Larimichthys crocea (large yellow croaker), 2199 nucleotides long. RefSeq names its product lengsin, lens protein with glutamine synthetase domain (gene lgsn). Lineage: Eukaryota; Metazoa; Chordata; Actinopteri; Sciaenidae. Gene Ontology annotation, cellular component: membrane; cytoplasm. The record is from RefSeq and is a predicted model, not a curated record. Gene Ontology annotation, molecular function: glutamine synthetase activity. Gene Ontology annotation, biological process: lens morphogenesis in camera-type eye. The transcript is spliced from 4 exons. Bases 110 to 2185 code for a protein of 691 amino acids.
CUAAUUCGUCACCAUUGUACCUAUUGUUUAUAAAAAUUAAUGUGCGACUGAAGCUUUGCCUUCACUAGGGCUAUAUAAUCACAGUUCAUGAAAGACUACAAACAAAGAAAUGAAUGACUCUGAAGAUUUCAAGGAGGGUCAAAGUAGAAGCAAAGACCAAAUAGAUGGCACAGGAAUGAGCCUGGGCCACAAGAAGGGAGUGAGGGUAACUGGGAAAUAUGUGGCUCCGGUGGACUGGAGCAGCAAAGGAGAAGGUCCAUCUGUCAUCCACUCUCCCACCAGGAUCCCUUUACCUCCAGACAACCCCACUGUGAUCUCCAUCGGCCCCCCGCUUCACAGGUCCCCAGAGCAAAUUGAUGUUCCCAGGAUAAAUGAACCUGCUGUUGGUGAGGAGUGGACCAGAGGGGGGUCUUCUAAACCCAGAGUGUCCUACAGGGAGAUGGACGUCCCCCGACAGACCAUGAAGGAGCUGAAGACCAUCCUAAGGGAUAGUCCUCUGGUCAGCAUUCAGGGAAGAGAUGAUGGGAAGCCAGGGCGUCCUUAUACGUACCUCCAUGGAAGCAGCAGUAGCAGUGGUGGACGUGGUGUUGGAAGGCCUGAUCGACAGCAGAGCGAUGGAAACCUCAACAGGGCAUUCAGCACCUUCAAACCCCACUAUGAUGCUUCCAGAAGGGGGGCCAGCUCCAGAGAUAGCACAUCUAUUCAUACUUCCAGCAUGGAUUCAUCCAGCUCAAUCAGGUCUGAUGCUAACACGGAUAGGCAGCCUGGAGUCAGUGCACACACAUAUGUAAGCAGUAGAUCCUGGGGAGAGACUGAAGCUUCUCAUGCAGAUAACGAGAUCAUCAAGAUCUUUGGGAAUCAGAGAUUUAUUUCAGCCAUGGAGCAGAUCAAGCAGCAGAUUGCCAGAGAAAACAUCACCUUCGUCCGCUUCGAGGCCACUGACCUCCACGGGGUGUCCAGGUCCAAGACAGUGCCUGUUCGCUUCUUCCAUGAGAAAGCAGUAUAUGGGGUACCAAUGCCGAGAAGCUACUUGGAGCUGACACUGAGCGCAAAGAGCAACGAAGUGGACCAUUCCAACACUGCCAACUACAGCAGCGAUGUCCUUCUGAUCCCUGAUCUUUCGACUUUCAGGGCCUUACCCUGGGCUGAGCAGACAGCUCGAGUCAUCUGUGACCCCUGCACAGUGACAGGAAACCCUCUUCGAACCUCCCCUCGCCUCAUCGCUAAGCAGCUCCUUGGCCAGCUCCAAAGCAUGGGAUUUUCCUUGCACUCAUCCUUCACUUAUGAAUGCUGCGUCCUUGGAGCACCGGACCGGAUUGGACCAAAGACACUUUUGUUCCCGGCUACCACUCUGCUCAGCAACCAUGACCUGCCUUUCUUCCAGCAGCUGGUGGACAGCAUGUACUGCAUGGGCGCAGACAUAGACAGCAUUGCCUCUGCAAGUGGCCCCGGCCAGAUGGAGAUCAACCUGAGGCCAGAGUAUGGGAUUGCGGCUGCAGAUAGCGCCUUCACCUUCCGCACCGGCAUCAAAGAGAUGGCUCGUAAACACAGCUACAUUGCUAGCUUCUUCACUGAUGAUGGCCUGUACAAUGCUGGGGUGCUCUCUCACAGUUUGUGGGAUGCUAAUGGUCGGCGCAGCCUCUUCCACAGCGGGGAGAAGGCAGCUGAGCUGUCUGAGAUUGGCAGGAAAUGGCUGGCUGGGCUCCUCACCCACUCUGCUGCCCUAAGCUGCCUGAUGUCGCCUGGCCUAGGCUGCCGAAGCCACAUCGCCAAGACAGUCAAAGACCCCAAGCGAAUGCUGUGCGCGACUUGUGGCUGCAAUGAUAACAGUACUUCCUUCAAUAUCAAAUGUCAUGGCGGGAGGGAGAUGCACAUUGACAACAAGCUGGGCUCAGCCAUAGCCAACCCUUACAUUGUGCUAGCUGCUACUGUGGCCGCAGGACUGGACGGCAUCAGACGAAACCUGAAUGUCGACAGCGUUCUGAACAAAGCUCCCAUUCAGCAGAAGGAGUUUGCCAUUCCUGUGAAGCUCGACGACGCUCUGGAGGCUUUGGCGGAAGAUCAUGUCAUCUGCAGCACCCUUGGAGAGCCGUUUGUUCAGUAUUUCAUUGCCAUGAAAAAGUUUGAGAUUGAGACCCAAGAACUGGAUGAUGAAAGGAACAAGUGCCUGGAGUAUUUCAUCUAGAAAUUUUCCAUGUU